AUGUUGGCCACACGUCAGAUAGUUCCCUCCACUGUGGCGCACAUUGUGUGCCCCCUUUCGCUUAUUGGCGGCGGCGUUGUGCUCCUCGCAGCUGUUGGGACCUCCAUUCACGUCUACAAACCGGUGUGGCGGGCAGAUAGCGACGAUGAUAUAGAGAGAUGUUACUUCUCCGCUACGGGGGAUGAGAUGCAUUUAGGCAACACACCCAUCUCUAUGGUGGCCUGCGCCCAUCAGUGCUUUGCUGUCGUCACGCAAGACCACAGACUCGUGGUUGCACGUUAUCAAACAAACCUACCCGUCGACCCCCUGUCUUGGGUUGCGAAAGAUCCCCUGCAUCACAACAAUGCGUGGAUAGUGCUGCACCGUACUUCACUUUCCACAGACUUUUCUGGUCGUUGCUCGCAGCCAGUUCACACCCCGCAACUGGCGUGUAGUAGCGAUGGGCUCGUGGUUCAGUGUGCGGCCACGGGUGGAGGUCGGUAUUGUGUCAGCAUCAACUUUCCCUCCACUUCGCAGGGAGCUGAGAAGCUGGCGCAAACGAAAUGGGUUUUUGACGUCCCAGGUAGCGUGGCGCAGCAGACGUUCCCCACGGCUGCCUUCAAGCGUGAUGUGUUGGAACAAUCGGAUGAAGAGCUUUUGGAACGCUACACCAUUCAGGAGUUGGUGGAGCAGAAGCAAAAGCAGGAGCGGCCGGAACCUUGCAUUCGCUGUGGGAUGCCUCCUGUUAGCGUUUCGGCCAUUAGUCAUGUGUGUAAUAGUAACGAUGUUUCGGUUGCCCUUCUAUCCGUUGCGUCACCGACAACUGUGAAGUCGGAGUGCGUUGAAAAGAGGGACAGUUUUGCGUUUGCGUCAGUGGACAGCGAUUGCCUAGACCUGUGUAUGGUUAAUAGACCCAAAUUCGACCAAAUCUUCGAUGAUAAAUAUCCCAUGCCAAGCUGUUCGCCCUACCUAGUGUUGUCGCUUCACAAAACAUUGUUGGUGCUGGCUAGACUCGGAAACACGCACAAACUUACAGUUUUCAGCGUUGACAAGGGUCCAGUGAUGAAAAUCUGUAAGGUAGUGAGACUUGCCCAGAGUGCUGUGCAACCCAUCGCGGGUGUGGUGCACCAACGGCGGCAGCCAUUUCAGGUAUUAGAGAGUGUAGACGGAACAGGGGAAAGUGAAGUAAGCAACACCGACAGCGAUGUGUUGUGGCUUCUUUUGAGUAAUGGUAAUCUGACAGAGUUCCCGUUGGGAUCAGUAGCGCGGGCCACUGGACCUGUGGUGGUUCAGGAUGCGCCCCAUCUUCUCGUGGGGGAUUGCGAAGGAUGUGAUUGGCCACUCGCUCACAUUAGUGGUCUCCCCAGUGGGUUCCGUCCGUCCGCCGCGGUGCCACUUCCGCACGAGUCGACAGUCACCUUCGAACCUCACAACACCACGCGGCGUUACAUCAUGUUGAGUGACGGAGUGGCUGACUCAUACGUUAUCGACCUUGAAACCCGUUGCACAGUGGGUGCACUGCUUUCAAACGGUGCCAUGACGUCUGCAUGUGGCGGGCCUUCAGCUGACAUCAUCGUUUCAUAUGCAAAGGGAGUGCUACAGCGUCUGUCGCCAGGGAUCGGAGCGGUUCUGCGUGUCCGCGCCACCUUUGCGGGGUCUCAGCGAAUGUUCUUACUUUCGACCGCUGUUGGAAAUCGGCUUCAGGACAAGGAACCGGAGCACACUCUGCUGGAAUUCUAUGUUGUAAUUACUACAGCCAUCAACACUGUCCUUCUGCGCGGAAGCGGGAGUCAGUUGGAGAAAGUGAACGAUGUACAGCACCUGAUACUCGACGAACCAACUUUGGCUGUGUACUGUGUUCCUGACGCACAGGAGUUGUCAUCGCCGUCGUCACAUUUUUUUGCGCAAUGCACUCCAACUCGUAUUAACUUUUCAGGGAAGUGGAUCCGACUUCCAAAUGUUUUACCCGAAUUCACUAGUGCCUCUCACGCGUGCUUUGGGGAUGAUAAAUGGCUCGCUGUUGCAUACGGCCGGAAGUUUGCCGUUUUUAGUAUUGCUAACGUCAACGAUACAUACGUGGUUCUGCUUGAGACCCUCCCCAGCGAUGUGUCACAUGUGACGACGUGGAAAGCGAGCGAAUCUAACAGCGGUUGCUGCAAUAGCACGCUUUGGUGCGUGGCAGCCUGUCUCUGGUCACAUGAGGUUUGGGUUUGGAUGCUAGAUUGUGGCGUGAGGGGAGAGUUAAGGAAUCGUUACCAUAUUUUUCACCUUGACGCUGUUGCUUUAUCCAGCUUCCUCAUUACAAAACGCACCGCGGAGAGCUGCGAUGGUGGGGUACAUGAGGUAGGAAUGGGACUGGUGCUGCUGGACCAGGGGGUUGUCGUGCUUCAGUGUUCCAUGGAGGGACCCCCGUCUCUGACUGCACUGAAGGACGUUGAUGGUGCGCCAUUCGUUGCGGAUCUCUGUCUUAGCAUUGCAACACAUGGCGCAGCUGCGGCUGGCGGUCCUCACUUUGAUUUUGCAAGCUUGCGUGCUGGCUCUGUUGAGCUCGUGUCCCUGGACGGCAUGUCGUCCAGUGGAGAGCAGUUGGCUGUUGCCCUCGCGCCUCAUCCGGGUGACAAUAGCGCUAAUACAGAUGGCGGUAUGCUCUUACCUCAGUUGCACUGUGGACUCGUGGUAUACCUCCCCGCUCACUCCUUUUAUUUACUUCUUCUCGCUGACUUCGACGGCAUAUCACUUCGAUCCAUCACCGAAUUGGUCCCUCCUCCCCAACCGUCGCAUUUGGCGUUAGCGCUGGGAGUUGCUACAAGUGGAAAGGCCGCGUCGCCCAUCAGCGACCCCCCUUGUGAUCUUCGCCGCCGUGGGGUUCUACUGCGCGGGCCUGUGGUGUACCAACUUACACACUCCAUGCGGCUUCCAUCAGUAACGUCUCCUUCACACAGCCUUACCAAAGCAGUUUACUUGCAUCAGUGCAAUAUUAUCGUUGCUAUGCUAGAUCGGGGUGAACAGGCCUCGUUUAUUUCAACAGUCGACGUCGAUACGUUCCGCGUGGUGGAUGCGAUGGCCAUGAAACAGGAUGAAGUUGCUAUGUGUAUGGAGCCUUUAAUGUCAUUAGGAGGAGGAGAAGUGAGUGGUGAUUUUAUUGUAGGCACGGUUAUUUUAUCCUCUGAUGCCCCCAACGCUGUGGACAAGGAGGCGGCCACUGCUGGCCGUGGGGCCAACACGGUGCUCGGUCGGCUGAUCGUCGUUCAGGCGCGUCCGCUGCGCAUCUCGACAGCAGGCGAUAUUGUCGGCCCCCAGUUGAAGGGCAAUGGAGGAGUAGUUGAUCUGUCGGUUCAGAGUUUAGGGGAUGUGCAUCUCAUUGCUGUGGCAGCGCUCGACAUGGUGCUGAUAUUCCGCCUUGUUGGGUCCACGCUAUCGUUGAUGUGCUCCACAUCGUGCACACCUGCCUGCACGACCGUGGCCCUACAGUAUCCCUUCCUUUCUUGUAGCCUUUACUCUUGGGGAACGCGGUACAUGCGACUUGUGUCGAAAAGCAGUAAAAGUAAUUCAGAUAAGAGCCCCAAUAGCACUCACUGCCCGGAGCCGGUUGCUGCAUUAGGGGAUGUUAUUUUGACUCAGUGCCUUCAGGAUGAUCUCUCACUACGGCAUUGUGCUUUGGAGCCCACGCCUUUUGCCAACAUUCACUCGCAAACUACUUUUGCUGACGGGUUUGUUCGUGUGGAUGGCAAUCGCAAUGUUGUCAUAUUCAGCUUAAAGAACCCAAAGGUUAAUGGCCAGAACAGCACGGCCGUUGCAGCGGGUAUUGUUGGCGCAGAUGGCGGCCUUCGAAGCUCUAUCACGCGGUGCAUGCGACUUCCAUCCUGCAUCCAGCGCGUAUCUGUUCAGCGAGAGCGAUCUCGCCAUCACUUGCAUCCCAAUGGCAAAAACAACAACAACAACAACAUCAUUCAUGACAAUGGCGGCUCUAGGGGAAGUUUCCGUCCAUCCGAAUUAACACCAUGGCGCUACCGUCAAGUACCUUUUGUAUGUUGGCACGGGCGGCCCACUGCCUUGAGAGUAGUGGGACCUUCUCUACUGCUGCCUUGUGCUGAUGGAGCACUGCACUGUGCGAGGGAAAUUCCACAAGCGUUUGUUGGGGUUUUGCUUCGGCUGGAACAGAGAGCGACGGAGCUAUAUGACACAACAUUUUCUCUCUCGCGCCGCGGAUCCCAUGUGGCGCUUGGUGAAAGUCCUUCAUGUGGACUGCAGCGUACAUAUCACACAGUGAGUUACGAAGCAGAAACUGCCCUCCAGAGUCCAACCCGAGUGCUAAUGAAACAAAGUUUUGUAUCUGUAGAUGCGGUGGGGGAACUCGUGUUGCUUCGACGAUUAGUAGAAAUACCCGAUGCGGCACUAACAUCUGAGGAACGUUUACUGGUGGAGCGCAAAGCUUCGCUGUUGGAUGAGCGGCUGGAACACGUGUGGGCGGAAUAUGGCGGAGAGUUGAAAGACAUGGCGGUUGCGGAGUUGCUUUACUUGUGGUAG
Trypanosoma brucei brucei TREU927 is the source of this 4506-nucleotide messenger RNA. RefSeq lists its product as hypothetical. Bases 1 to 4506 code for a protein of 1501 amino acids. The record is from RefSeq and is a predicted model, not a curated record. NCBI's taxonomy places the organism in Eukaryota, Euglenozoa, Kinetoplastea, Trypanosomatida, Trypanosomatidae. The transcript has a single exon.